Messenger RNA from Osmia lignaria (orchard mason bee), 856 nucleotides. RefSeq lists its product as uncharacterized. The record is from RefSeq and is a predicted model, not a curated record. Lineage: Eukaryota; Metazoa; Arthropoda; Insecta; Hymenoptera; Megachilidae.
UUAUCAUUUUCAUUUUACCAUGAAAAUCAAGUAGUCGCCAAAUUUCAGUAUAUUUGUUAAAUAUCGUAUAUUCAAAGCUUCGAUGUAACCGUUAGCAGCUCGUCAACACAGUUCGACAGCAUUGUCCUUACGUUAUCCGCCCCGCGUCCCGCAGGAUUGUUUUUCAUAAUUCGACCUGAGAAUUGACAACUUCAAACGCUCGCUUCGCAAUCACGCGAUGAGUGUGAGAGUCAAGUCGUCAUCAAAACAUUCAUUGUUCAGAAAAAUCUUUUAUCGAACUAUUCCCAGUCCCGCGGGCUAGUUUAUCCUUCUUCGCAAUCGGAUUGGUUCAACACAAAAAUUAAAUCGAUACGAAACAUAAUGACGAUAUUUGUAAUCAGCGUAUAAAAGACGUAAGAUUACUGAGUUUCAAAAAAAAAAAAAUAGGGGGUGAUUGCUUUUCGGAACUUUAUCCACAAAUGCGGAUUAUUUUUCAUUAAUUGAUGAAACUUUUGUUUUCACAGAAAAAUGGACGAUUCAACGAUCGAUCAAAAUGCAAUAAUGAAUGCGCUGAAUAUGCUGCAGCACAUUCAGCAGAGGCAGGACGCCCAACAACAGGAACAACAGUCGUUGCAACAAAACCUGCAGCAAGCUUUGCUGCAACAGCAGCAGCAGCCGCUGCAACAGGAGCAGCAGGAGGUGAAACCGCAGCGCAAAAGAGGAACAGCUGCCGGUACACGUCACCGCCCCUUCCGCGGAAAAUGGCCGUGUGGCGGGAGGGGAGGCGGUAGGGGCGGUUCGCAUAAUAAAUACUAUGUGUUCUUCAAAUAGCUAUUUUUUGUUUUUGUUUGUAUAAAUAAAAAUAAUUUUAAAAAAA